AUGUCUUACUCUUUUCCCCAGUAUAAUAACUUUACACCGUCUGACAAUUAUCAUUCUACAGGUAGUUUAGAUAUGAUGUCUCCAUCCCCUGAAUCGAGUGGGCUAGGGCUGUCACAUUCUCCCCCCAUGGAUCUUUUUCAACAAAGACCCGAUAAUGCGCCACAACAAGGUCAUGAGACUAUGGGAGCAAAUGGACUUUUGAGCGCAUAUAUGCGCCUUGAAGAGCAGAUUAAAUUCCUACAGAACGAUAUUUUACAGCUGCGGAUGGACAAGCAAAUGCUGGCACGCGAGCGAGAUUUACACCAGCGCGUCUUUCAGUUGUAUCACUGGCUUUUUCGGGUGUCUAACUAUUGUCUUCAUAGGGCCGCUUAUAAUAAGCUCGCGGAAUCUCUCUCGCUAACUCUAGACCCUGCCAGCCUCAGUACCCUCUCCCCUCAGUGUCUGCCCGUGAUGCUAAAGGCGAAGGAAAUCACAGUCCCGUCCUACCAUCGUGCUGACUUUCCCAGCGAGUUCAUAUGGACGAAGGAAGACUGGAAGAAGCGCCAGGAGAAACCAUCGACACAGCUUGAAAAGUUGCAUCCGCUGCGCUACGUUGUCGACAAGAAUAACAAGCCUAUUCCCUUGGAGCGUGUCACAGCAAUCCGUACCACAUCCCGACGAGUGUUCGUCGACAUCUGGAACAUCAAGGAAGCGCCCAAAAGCUGGGGAGCUGCAUCAGGGUCUGCCAGUAAGCUGUACUACCGAGAAAUGGUGACAUUCUUCCCUGAGCUUGGCUACUGUGACGGUAACUGGAAAUGCGAUGCCAUUGCGACUGCCAGCUAUACCUCUUGGCGCAAGAAUGAUAUCAGCCGCUUGGUUCGUGAAGGGACUUACAAGCCAACGGCAGAAGAUAUCCUCGACUGCGAUAAUCUCGAGACGCUGGACUCUGACAAUACUGACGGUGCCACUGGCAAUGUGAAGACCAAAAAACGGACCCAUGACUCUGACCCACUUAGCGUCGCAUCAACUUCGAGCAAGAAGCAGAAGCCAUCGGAAAUAUCAGUCCCUGAACACGAAUUGCCAUUGCCAUUGCCAUUGCCAUUGCCAUUGCCAACGCCACCACUACCAGACUCAGACGAGUCACAGCCCACUGACCUUGGCCAUUCUGACAACGUGAAUGAGACGUGUGCAUCCAGGCCCCCCGCCAAAUUUCGUGCACGGCCACUCAAAUUCGCAAACCCGUUUCACGCCGGUACCACUCUUGAACCGACUACUAGUGCAGAUCAACUGCCCUUGAUUCCACCCUCCCCCUCUGAAGAUAUCCCGACUCCGUCUACAGCCCCAGCAGAGAAACCAAUAUCCACACAACCGCCGACCAGUGAACACACACCUUCCAUUGCACUGACCCCAGAACGCUCCCUAGAUCACUCUGACAUAGUACCUGACACCAAUACAUCAACGGCUGUUGUCACCGACCUGAUACCAACUAGUACAACCAUGGUACCUCUACUAGUGGUAGAUGCCUCCGCUACCAGCAAACCUCAUCCUAGUGCGCCAGCAAAGAAGUCAAGGAAGAUGCAGAUCGGGAAAGCACAGAAUGGACGUAACCUAUGCGCACGUGAAUGGCUCGCUCGCAACAAGACUGGAUCAGCAGCCGAAUUCAAGACCUACUACGAUGGACUGUCGGAAGCACAGAAAAAAUCGUACGACGAGCUCGCUGCCAAGAAGGUUGCAGCUGGCGAAUGGCUCCGUUAG
Suillus clintonianus is the source of this 1734-nucleotide messenger RNA. RefSeq lists its product as uncharacterized. The transcript is spliced from 9 exons. Bases 1 to 1734 code for a protein of 577 amino acids. Lineage: Eukaryota; Fungi; Basidiomycota; Agaricomycetes; Boletales; Suillaceae. The record is from RefSeq and is a predicted model, not a curated record.